Messenger RNA from Scatophagus argus, 6236 nucleotides. Its product is annotated as anoctamin-4-like. Gene Ontology annotation, cellular component: plasma membrane. Gene Ontology annotation, molecular function: protein dimerization activity; chloride channel activity. The record is from RefSeq and is a predicted model, not a curated record. Gene Ontology annotation, biological process: chloride transmembrane transport. Lineage: Eukaryota; Metazoa; Chordata; Actinopteri; Scatophagidae. The coding region runs from base 1013 to 4444 and encodes 1143 amino acids. The transcript has 29 exons.
AGGCGAGGGUUGGGGCAUUUAGUGACUUAUAAAUUCAUCACAGCAGAUGUUUGCAUGACAGUGGACUCUGCUUAAAUGAAUUGUGGUCUGCAUCCUCCUUGUAAAUGUGGAACGGUGUAAAGGAUCUCUGCAGUAGCUGAGUUAUUACUCGACAGAUCUGGGCUAUUUCCCUUGAGGCAAAGGUACUUCCUCAAAUGAAAUGUUUUCUUCCUCAAAGGCUUAUGGAGUUCUCUGGAGUACACUGCCAAGGCUGGAGGCCAGAGAUUAUACCUGGUUCGGUACUUGGCUGGAGGGAGGUUUUUUUUAUGUCACAGGCUUAAUCACACAUAUGCGCAUUUGCUCCCCAUGCACAUUUGGACUCAGUUCACCAUUUUAAGUAUGCAGCCUACACAUGGCUGAAGGCAGACGCUUGUGUCUAAGAUUUACAGCCUGAGCAUCAUUCCCUGACUUCCAAAGCCUUCUCAGCCACAUUAGAUUUAGCUCCUUUCUUUAUUCCAUAUUUAAUGUGACUCUUGUUCUAAAAACAUACGAUUUUGAGCAGUAGCAAUAAAAUUAAACGUUAUUCGUUAACUCCACACCCCCUCUUGUGGAUAAUUCUGUCUGUCUCUGUGGUCUUCUUCACGAACUUGUUGUUUUCAUUAAGUAGGCGUUACAUUAAUAAUCCUUUUGGGAAUUACACAGCCUCUAUGGUGGCCUACUUAACAGAGACCUUCUUUAUCUUGGUACUUCUAAUAUUCUCUCAUGAACUUGACACUGCAACCUGUCCAACUGCGUGAAGCAGCCACGCCUGCAGACGUGCGUAAAGACUGCAACAUCAACCGCGACACGUGCCCAGAGCGAGGCUGACGUGAUGGAGUGGAGUGGAGGUGAGAUUGUGCGGGUAGCAGAUUUGAACAAGCAAGCGCUGGAAGCAAGUGCAGUGGGUGGAGUUAACGAUGCUUUCGGUACGGGAGAAGUUGUUGCCUUCACACGGAGAAGCCAUGCGUAACAAGAGUGACCGUCGCCGGUGAGGAUGCUGGAACAUGAGGCAUCAGCAGACAUGCGACUGGUCCGGCAAAUCAACACACAAGGCAUGAAGAUCCAGCACGGGGGCGAGAACAUGGGCUGCAGCAAGGUCGGAGAAAACCAGGAGAAUCAGGUCAUCUGUUUGCAGUGUCAAGACGAGGUGGCGCGGGUGUGUCCGGGAAGUCCGCGCCGCGCCAUCACGACGCGCCUCUCCUCCGGAUCCGCAGACCGCGAGCCAAGCAGCAGCAGCUACAAUGCGUCCUCAGGAACCUUCUACAGCUGUGUCAGUCAGAUCACCAUUGGGUUUGACCUUGGGGGUCAAGUGGCCAUCGGGUUCUCCCACUGGAAGAGUCCUUUCCCAGAGAGUGGUCAGAAUCUCCCCAGUCCAGACUGCGUUCACUCGGAGGCCUCCGCCGUGCCGCCUGUUAGCGAGCAUCUCGAGCCAGCUUCCUGCCCGGCGUCGCUGUCAGUCACCCCACUGCCCACCCUCAGCGCCAGUCAGGAGACGCUCUGUGACAGCAGCACGAGUGUGAGUUUAUCUCUACAUGGGUCUGAGUCCCAGCAGCAGAGCCCCCACCAACGCAGAGUCCGGCUGCAGUCGUCGGCCUCAGGCUACCAGGCAGCGGACAGACUUCUCGCCUUCUCUUCCUGUGGGAAGGCUGACAUCAUGGAGGAAUCCUCCGUUGAAGUCCCAGACUCCAGCACUCAAGAUGAUGUACCUCCCCUUGCCGUGAAAGAUGUUAACGUGCUGCUCGAGAGACAAAGGUCAGAAGGCAUCAGCAGUUCGUCCAGAGAUGACGACUCCACCCUGCUGAAUCCGGGAACCCACAGCAGCAUCCUCGAUGACAACACAAAGUCUGAUUCUGGCCUCCCAGGGGGGAGGAGUAAACCCUGCGGCCUUUGCUUCAGCGAUGGGAAGAGCCGUAUCGACUACAUCCUGGUUUACAGGAAGUCCAGCUCACAGUCAGAGAAGAGGGAGAUAUUUGAGCGGAACCUCCGUGCAGAGGGCUUACAGAUGGAAAAAGAGGCUUCUGUAACAAACAGUGAUGUGAUUUAUCUGAAGCUUCAUGCGCCCUGGGAUGUUCUCUGUCGCUAUGCAGAGCUCAUGAACAUUCGCAUGCCUUUCAGGAGGAAAAUCUUUUACAUGCAUCGACGGCACAAGUUCAUGAGCAGGAUGGAGAAGCGCAUCAACAGAUUUCGCGGGUGGCUUCCCCGCAAGCCCAUGAAGUUUGACAACGACACUCUGCCGGACCUGGCGGAGAACGAGAGCUUUACCGCCCCCUUUAGUCGAUCAAGGAUACAUCAUUUCAUCAUCCACAACAAAGACACUUUUUUCAACAACGCCACGAGAAGUCGCAUUGUCCACCACAUCCUCCAGCGGGUCAAAUAUGAAGAGGGUAAAAAUAAGAUGGGACUAAAUCGUCUAUUGAGCAAUAAUUCAUACGAUGCUGCGUUCCCUCUUCACGAGGGGAGAUACCACAGUAGAAACUCCAUCAGAACACAUGGAGCAGAGAACCACCGACACCUGCUGUACGAGUGUUGGGCCUGGUGGGGGGUUUGGUACAAGUACCAACCGCUUGACCUCAUCAGGAGGUAUUUUGGAGAGAAAAUCGGUAUGUACUUUGCCUGGCUCGGCUGGUACACGGGGAUGCUGUUUCCUGCAGCGUUGGUCGGGCUCUUGGUAUUCCUGUACGGUGUCUUCACCCUGGAGCACUGCCAGGUCAGUAAAGAAAUCUGCCAGGCCACUGACAUCAUCAUGUGCCCCAUCUGUGACCAGUACUGCCCCUACCUGAGACUGUCAGACAGCUGCAUCUACGCCAAGGUCACACAUCUCUUCGAUAAUGGGGCAACUGUUUUUUUUGCUGUAUUCAUGGCUGUUUGGGCAACGGUCUUCCUGGAGUUCUGGAAAAGGCGCAGAGCUGUCCUCGCAUACGACUGGGACCUCAUUGACUGGGAGGAAGAGGAGGAUGAAAUACGGCCCCAGUUUGAGGCCAAAUAUUCCAAGAAAGAAAGGAUGAACCCCAUUUCUGGAAAGCCUGAGCCUUACCAGGCCUUCACUGACAAAUACAGUCGCCUUAUUGUUUCAGCAUCCGGGAUCUUCUUCAUGAUCCUGGUGGUGAUUGCUGCUGUAUUUGGCAUCGUCAUUUACCGUGUGAUCACAGUCAGCACCUUCGCCGCCUUUGGCUGGGCUCUCAUCAGGAACAACUCUCAGGUGGCAACCACAGGAACAGCAGUCUGCAUCAACUUCUGCAUCAUCAUGCUCCUCAAUGUGCUAUAUGAAAAAGUUGCUCUUCUUCUCACUAAUUUAGAACAGCCAAGGACAGAGUCUGAAUGGGAGAACAGCUUUACCCUCAAGAUGUUCCUUUUUCAGUUUGUCAACCUCAACAGUUCAACUUUCUACAUUGCCUUCUUUUUAGGAAGAUUUACAGGCCGGCCUGGUGCAUAUCUACGCCUCAUCAAUCGCUGGAAACUGGAAGAGUGCCACCCAAGCGGCUGUCUCAUUGACCUCUGUAUGCAGAUGGGGAUCAUCAUGGUGCUUAAACAGACCUGGAAUAAUUUCAUGGAACUCGGCUACCCACUGAUCCAGAACUGGUGGACACGGCGGAGGCUGAAAAGAGAGCAUGGAGAGAAAGCCAAGGCGAGCUUCCCGCAGUGGGAGAGAGAUUACAACCUGCAGCCAAUGAAUGCCUAUGGACUCUUUGAUGAAUACUUAGAAAUGAUCUUGCAGUUUGGCUUCACUACCAUCUUUGUGGCAGCUUUCCCCCUGGCCCCGCUCUUAGCGCUGCUCAACAACAUCAUUGAGAUUCGUUUAGACGCCUACAAGUUCGUCACACAGUGGCGACGGCCUCUGCCUUCACAAGCCAAAGACAUAGGGAUCUGGUAUGGCAUUCUGGAAGGCAUCGGCAUCUUGUCUGUCAUCACCAACGCCUUUGUCAUUGCUGUUACCUCAGACUUCAUCCCACGCCUCGUUUAUGCCUACAAAUAUGGACCCUGUGCUGGUCAGGGUCGAGCAGGAGAGGGGUGUAUGAUGGGUUACGUCAACGCCAGUCUCUCAGUAUUCCGUGUGUCAGACUUUGAGAAGAGAUCACAGCCCAAGACCACUGGCGCUGAGCUGUCUGGAGAAGCUGUGAAGUACUGCAGGUAUCGUGACUACAGGGAGCCUCCAGACUCUGCUGAGCCAUACUCAUACACUCUGCAGUUCUGGCACGUCCUGGCAGCCCGGCUCGCAUUCAUCAUUGUGUUUGAGCAUAUGGUCUUUGCCAUCAAGACCCUGAUCGCAUACCUGAUCCCUGACCUUCCAAAGGACCUGCGAGACAGAAUGCGCAGAGAAAAAUAUCUAAUCCAGGAGAUGAUGUAUGAGGCCGAGUUGGAGAGGCUGCAGAAGGAGAAAAAUGAGAAGAAGAAGAAGGACAGGGUUCAUCACAAGGAAUGGCCCUGACUGCACCAAUAGGUUCAGCUGGUGCACAGUGGAGGAAGAAGAGAAGCGCUGGGUUUCCUGCAUGAAACUGGACCCUUAUACCUUCAUUGUGCCAUGUCAGACCAGCACCUUCUAGUGGUCAGUUUAUGAACUGCAUCCAGCAGGACCACAGUAACCACAGAGCCCAUGUGUCUACAUACACAACGGAUGUCUUCUCAAGCAUCUGGCAGUGGAUUUUGCUGCUUUUUUUUUUCCAGAUAGUUUCUACCACUUUGGACUCCGAACAGUGUAUGUCUUCAGAUCCUGAAUGUAGAUUUCAAACAAGACUAAACUUUUACGGAGUUCUUGUUUUAGAUGAGAGAAUUAACUAUUCUUAGCUAACUGAAUGACAAACCCUGUUUACACUUCUCCUUGUUUGAGGAGUUCGCAUUUUGCUUUAUUGUAAAUAAAGAUAUUUAAAUGAAUGUCAGGCCAUGUGCUCUGCCAGUGCAAAAAAAAAACUACUGAAUGCAACUUUGUCAGAAAUUGCGGUGGGAUUGCUGGCUGCUGAAAAGCUGAUGCUGAGCUGUAUCGCUUCAUCUAGCUGGGCACUAAACUACAUUGCUUGAAAAGCUGGAAGCCGAACUGUAUUACGUCAUGUACAGGUGGGAGCUGUGAACAUCAUUGCUUACAUGGCUUAGAGCUAAAUUGCAUUUUUAGCUUAGCUUUACAUGAAGGAGCAGUUGGAGUAUUUAGAGUUGGAAUACUAGGAAAGGUAUAAGAGUGCAAAAUAUAAUGUAAGUAGUGAAGGGUGUUAUAAUGACAGGAGGAGAAGGAGUCAAGGUGUCAUUCAUGUGUUUCAGUUGGAAUAAAGGUCUAAGUCCUAUAAGCAGUGAAUUGUAGGAGUUGAGUCGAUUAUGUGUGUGUGUGUGUGUAUGUAUGUGUGUGGGUGGGUCUGUGUGUGUUUAUGACCAUAUGUUUGAGUCAUUAUUCCAACAAAUGGGUUGCUGCCUUAAAGCCUUCUGUGAGAUACAGUAUGUGGCAGCAGUUUGUCCGUCGAUUAUUUUUGUACAUUUAAAAUGUAUGCACGCAUGUUUUUUAUCCUGUGGUGUAUCUGGGUAUAUGUACAGUUCUAAAACUAUCUCCUUAUUUGAAGGGCCAUCACUUGUUUUGUGUUUUGCAUCUCUGUUUGUGUGAAUAUGCAGGUGUGUGUCACAUCAGUUGAGAAUAAUUCUAAUAAUAAGGAACUCGUUUUUACAUGACAGGCAGGAAGCAAUAAAAUGAGUUGAAAUAGCAGCUAAGAAUGUUCAAAUGUUUGUAAAUAACACAUGUGCUUAUCUAUAACAAAGAUUUGAGUUUGACCUGAAUGUGUGUCUUUUUUCAGCAUUGUGACCAAAUUUAUGGAGUGGUAUCUAGGAACAACCUUGCCAACCCUGUUAUAUGUCCUACAGACAUAGUUUGUAUGGUCAUUUUUCAUUCUUUUCAGGAAACCUUUUAGAAAGAACAAGGAAAUGUUUGAAAAGUGAUAAUAAAUAUUGUUAGAUACAGAUACAGCUUUCUGCUCAAGACAAGAUGUUUUAGAUUUUUAUGUGCUUUACUUUUCAUAUAUGCCAUUUAUUUUUUAAUAUAUUUAGUUUUAGGGUUCUGUUGUAUUCAUCACUGAGAAAAUAAAUACCCACAUACAAGAAUGCAAAUUUAAAAAACAAAACCUACAUUUUACUAGCUACAGAUUUCAGCUGACGAGCCAAACCAGAAAAUCUCUUUUGUACCAGCAGAGGGAGUCAGAGAGCUUAGUUAAAGUUCAGCAACAACAGACGUUCACUUGAAUUUGUUA